Molecule: messenger RNA, 3398 nt
Organism: Bombyx mandarina (wild silkworm)
Lineage: Eukaryota; Metazoa; Arthropoda; Insecta; Lepidoptera; Bombycidae
Gene: Eaat2
Product: Excitatory amino acid transporter 2
Biological process (GO): L-glutamate transmembrane transport
Cellular component (GO): plasma membrane
Molecular function (GO): neutral L-amino acid transmembrane transporter activity; L-glutamate transmembrane transporter activity; glutamate:sodium symporter activity
Source: RefSeq, a predicted model, not a curated record
ACCGAACGGAAAUAAACAAAAAUAAAAUAAAUAAAGAAGAUUAAACAAUAUUUUUUUUUCAAAGAUAAGCUUGUCCGUUACUUGUAAUGGAUAAAGGCCAACAAUUCACAGAGUACUUGUUCGCUAAGAUGGGGCCCGGCGAUCGUGGGCCGAAGACUACAGAGGAACGAUCAGCACCAUUAGAGCCAACCGGCUGGAGGAAGUGCGUUAUCCAUAAUACCAUGCUUGUGGUCACUCUCGUCGGCGUCGUCGCUGGGAUUGCAUUAGGGUUCGGUUUGCGGCCCUAUCAACUAGGUCCGGACACGUUGGUCCUCAUCUCAUAUCCGGGCGAGCUCUUCAUGAGGCUACUGAAACUCAUGAUACUGCCGCUGAUCAUAGCCAGCCUGAUCGCCGGUUCCGCAAGUCUUAACGCUAAGAUGAGCGGGAGGAUCGCAGUGAGAACAUUAGUUUAUUUCAUUUUAACUUCGAUGUUCAACGCGUUUCUUGGUAUCGUAAUGGCGGUCCUGAUCCAUCCCGGACAGCCGGAACUGAAGGAGGACGUUCUGGUCGCUGCCGGCAGUAAGAAAGAUCACAGCAUUCUGGAUAGCUUGCUGGAUAUAGGAAGAAACAUAUUCCCCGAUAACAUAGUGCAGGCGGCUUUCCAGCAAGCGCACACGGUGUACGUCGAGGAGACCACGUUGCUUGCCAAGAAUUCAACCGAGAAUGGCACUGUGCCGACUUUGGUACGAGUCGUGUCUUACAGAUCUGGCACAAAUACUUUAGGUCUGGUAUUCUUCUGCCUGGUUUUUGGAAGUCUUCUCGGAUCUUUGGGCGCAAAAGGCCAAGUAGUCAUCGAUUUCUUUCAAGCGAUAUUUGAGGUGAUCAUGAAAAUGGUAGCUGGAGUUAUGUGGUUCACCCCGUUUGGUGUCAGCAGUAUUAUAGCUGGGAAGAUAUUGGGUGUAGCAGAUGUGGCACACGUGAUGUCCCAGUUGGCAUGGUUCAUAGCGACAGUGGCCGUGGGAGUGUUCCUUUAUCAGCUCAUAGUGAUGCAACUGAUAUAUUUCAUAGUCGUGAAAAAGAAUCCGUAUAAGUUCUACUGGGGACUGUCGCACGCUAUGCUAACUGCCUCAGCUACGGCGUCAACUGCAGCAGCGUUGCCCGUCACCUUCAAGGCAAUGGAAGGUCCACUCAGGAUCGAUGUCCGCAUCACUAGGUUCGUUCUCCCCAUUGGCUGUAACAUCAACAUGGACGGCACCGCUCUCUUCAUAGCGAUAGCCGCGGUCUUCAUAUGCCAGAUGAACAAUAUGACUUUGGGUUUCGCUCAAUUGGCAACUAUAUUUUUGACGUCGACGGCCGCGUCUCUGUCAUCGGCCUCUGUACCGUCGGCGGCGCUGGUGUUGCUGCUGGUGGUGCUGUCCUCAGUGGACGCGCCCGCGCAGGACGUGUCUCUGUUAUUCGCUGUGGACUGGCUCGUUGAUAGGAUUCGUACAACGAACAACAUGCUCGGCGACUGCUACGCGGCCGCCGUCGUGGAACAUCUGUCUAAGAACGAGCUGAUGGCGUGCGAUGCGGCUUCCAUUGAAGCUACGACCGGGAUAACUCCGAGCACAGAAGAAGCCUUAACCACGCCAGGGAAGCAGUCGAUCGUAUCGGACGACAUCGUCAUUGACAUGCACAAUCACAACAACGUCGAAAGGAUUUAGUUCUUACCAAAAGAGUCUCUGAGACUCUUAUAAAUGAUAAAAAGUAUUAAAAAGAAGAUUUAGUAAGAGAAAGGCUUCAUGCAAGUCUCUCAAAGCUUUCAUCACAAUACAAUGAUGUCAUCUAUGUAGAUGUUUAUAUUUUUUAUUUAUUGAUAAAACGUUGAGAUCAAAUUAUUAAAUUGUAAUUGAUGGACUGAUAUGUAACAGGUAUAUAAUUAAAUAUAGGACGUUUUUUUUUAAAUAAAAUAUGUAUGUACUAUAAGGAUUAAUUAAAAUAAAUCCAAGAUAAUCGAACAAUGCUGAACUUCUUUGUGAUCUAUGAAGAUUUUGCAUCGUUGUCUUUUCAAAUAACAUGCUCGUCUAACUCUAGAAGAUCUUCUAUCACUUCUCCGUUAACGUAUUUAUAAAUAGCAAUAAAUCACGAAGCAUCUCUUUUACUAAAUCCUCUCAUUUUACUCCUUUAAUAAAAGAUCUUCGCAAUCUUUUCGCUCCGUGAGCAGUUAACCGCGUAGAUUCUUGUUCUUAUGGUUUACUGGCUUGCAUCGGAUACACGAUGCAAGCUAUUACUAGAGUAAGUAGUAACUGAUUCUUAACAAUUAUUUUAAUGAUUUAUGAAUAUAUCUAUGACGGUAAGUUUUCGAAUACCAUACCAAUAUUUUAGAUUUUUCAAAUAUGGGUUCGGUAAUGUUGUGUAAAUAAUUAUUGUUUACGGUUUAGUCUAGAGCUAAUUUAGAUCAUUUUGUGUUUAAAUUUUUUAUAAUUUGAUUAAAAUGAAAUGAAUAUAUUAUAUAGCAUACAUUUAUACAUGAAGCUCACAAGUUCUUUAAAGUUCGAAUUAUUCUUUUCACAAAAAAAAGAUCGCGUGAUAUUGAGACGUGGCGGCCGUAAUGGUCCCACGUUGUCCAUAUGGACAUGAGAAAAGCGUUAGGAAGAAACAGGAAAAGUAGAAGUGGGUGAUUGGGUAGGGCGGUGGACUUUGUUUUUCUGACAAUCUGUGCAUUCACUGACCCACUGUCUGCGUUCUUUCUGUGCUCCAGGCCAGAUAAACCUAUUCGUAACCAUUUCUGCAGUGGCUUUACACUUGGUGCGCGUCAAAAAUAGGUUUCCUGAAAGCUACUGUCAUAUUUGGUCGUGGAUUUGGCGUGGAUUUUUUUAAAUUUUUUUUAUCGCCGUAUAGGCAGACGAUCAUACGGCCCACCUGAUGGCGAGUGGUUACCGUCGCUCAUGGACGUCAGCAAUGCCAGGGGCCAAGUCGCUGCCUACCGUUUAAUAUUCUCCACAAGCCUCGUUUGAAGAAGGACAUGUCAUAGCGCUCGCAUAGCAUAUGUCGCAGUAGAUUUCCUUGUCGGAGUCUGGUAUUUAAAUUUUCUUCAGAUCUAGUGCUGAACCAUUCUGUAGCAGUUGUUUUAAUCCUAGAUCCGAGUCUUGUGAUGCUGCGAGUGCGGUGUAGUCUAUAAUGCGACUAAUUUCCUCUAUGCGGGAGAGCGCGUCGGUUACAACAUUUUGGCUUCCUUGGACAUACUGGAUAUUCGUUGUAAAUUGGGAGAUGAAGUCCAGAUACCGACAUUGCAUUGGAGAGCAUUUUUCACGAUUAUAAGAGAAAGCAAAUUACAGGGGCUUAUGAUCCGUAAAAACUGUGGAUGGUCUUGCUUCUACCAUAUGGUGAAAAUGGCGUAUUGCGUUGUAUAUAGCUAGCAGCUCACGAUCAUAUGGGCU